This is a messenger RNA of Asparagus officinalis (garden asparagus), 1143 nucleotides long. RefSeq lists its product as uncharacterized. The coding region runs from base 196 to 954 and encodes 252 amino acids. The transcript is spliced from 5 exons. Lineage: Eukaryota; Viridiplantae; Streptophyta; Magnoliopsida; Asparagales; Asparagaceae. The record is from RefSeq and is a predicted model, not a curated record.
UCUCAUUUUUGCUGCGGUUCUUCGCCCUCCGUAAAUCUCAUGUCCCUCGCUGCGACACGCUCUCCAACGUAGAGAGGAGAGGAUUCCUCUCUCUCUCUCUCUCUAAAACCUCGAUCUCUUUCUCUGUCUAGGAAUCUCGACCUCCUUAGUUUCGAUCGCAAUCGAAAUUGUCGCCAUUAGAAACUCACAAUUAUAAUGCCCUGUUAUCACUCUUCGUUAGGAUCGCGGAUUCGAUCGUGGCUUCGAGAUUACGACAGGAUUCAAGACGUAGCCGUCAUCCUCAUCUACAUCCAAAUUGGCUGCGCUCUGGUUGGAUCUCUGGGGGCGUUGUUCAAUGGCGUGCUGCUGAUUAAUCUUGUCAUAGCUCUCUUUGCUCUCGUUGCGAUCGAGAGUAGUAGCCAGAGCCUCGGAAGAACUUACGCUGUCCUUCUCUUCUGUGCGAUUAUUCUCGAUAUCAGCUGGCUUAUACUCUUUUCGGGCUCGAUUUGGAAUUUUGCUCCUGCAGAAUAUGGCACUUUCAUCGUCUUCUCACUCAGACUUGCUUUGUCGAUGCAAAUUAUUGGCUUUUCAGUUAGGUUCUUGUCAUCAUUCCUGUGGAUUCAGAUGUACAGAUUGGGACCUGGGUCCAUUGACAGUACAGCCUACCAUGAAGUAGAUUUUGAUGUGAGAAGUAGUUUUCUAAAUCCUGCAACUCAUGAAAUAGCCAGAGAGAACUCCAAUUCUGAAGAGUUUAUAGGAGGGUCGAUUUAUGAUCCGGCUUAUUUCUCUUCCCUUUUUGAAGAUAGUCAAGAUAAUGGAUAUCUCCGUAAGGAUGAGAAAAGAAAUUUUGGAUUUGACAGAGGGUCAACAUCAACGAUUGAGUCACCCCAACUCAAAUCAUGUGUUAGUAGAUCAUUCCAGAUUAUUGAUGUUGAUAAUGUUCAGAGAACGCCAGAAGCUGCCAAUCUAAAUUGAAGACGUGCACAAAACUUUUGUCACAAUAUUUGGCCUCCAAUUCUUUUUGUUCUCUUCGUAUAUUGAUUUGGGCAUAGAGUUAGCGUAUAGAUCUGGGCUUUGUACAGCAACCCAAUUUUUGCAGCAAUUUUUUUAACCCUCAAUUUUCGAGGGAAUUAUAAUAGAAAAGAGAUCCACAACCUUCUUACC